UCUCUUUCUCUCUCUUUGCCUAUAUAUAAUAUAAUCUGAAUGGUCUCUUUCAGUUAAACCAGAAAGAAACCAAAGGCAAGCAACAAAGAAGGCAAAGGUUAUGCCUUUAAAGAGAGAGAAAAGGUCAUGCAUCUCUUCUGAUAUAACCACAUGAAACCCUAGCUUUAAACCUACCCUCAUUUUCGUAUCCGUUGUGGUUUCUUCUUGCUAUUAUUAUAUCUAUUUAUUAUUAAUAGCAGGGACAUGAUAUAUGUGAAUAGAAGGGGACGUUUUGGUUUUUAUUUUCUUCUCAUCAGUUUCUGGCACUGAGUAUUAUUAUGGCUGUUCAAGCACAGUUGUACCCUGAAACUUUCUGUCUUCCUCUCUCUUCUGGGUUGCAGGAUUAUUGGAUGGUUAAUAAUCCUGUUUCUGGGUUUGAACCUGAUUGUUGUUUUUCUUUUCAACAAUCUCAGCAGCAAAAUCUUUUUCUUCAACAACAGAGCUCUCAGAACUUUGGUUUUGAUAAUAAUAGAGCGACAGGCACAGGGGUUUCUUCUUCUUCUUCACAAUCAACUUGUGAUAGUUUUAUCUCUAUGGCUCUAGAUGCUCGUCAUCUUGAAAUGCAAAGGCGAGAGGUCGAUUGCAUUCUUCAAGUGCAGGUUUGAUGAGGCAAAAAGAAGAGGACUUGGCACAAGCAACAAAGAAAACAAUGGGGUUUGAAGCUUGUUUAAGAAAAGCGCAAGCAAAGAGAGAGUCAUGGCAAAGACAAGCAAGAGCAAAUGAAGCAAUGGUAAUAGAUCUAAGCAACACGCUUGAACAAGUUAGAGAGAGACUAGUGUUGGAAAAUAAUAUUGGCCAAGAUACAGAGUCCUUUUGCUGUGGGUCAUGCGAGAGAGAAAAAGAAAAAGAAGGGAGCAUAGGAUUGUGUUUGGAGUAUAUUAAAGAGGCGCAAGUCAGAGAUUUUAUCCCUUUUGUCACGACGGCGUCCUAUAUGUAAAAUUAGUCAGUCUACAUAAGAGGACACAUAGGUGUUUAUGGGUCUCAAUUAGUCCCGUUAGGUUUUCCCGUAGUCACAUAUCAUCAGCAGACACCAAAAUGAAAACAAAUUGUAAGUUUAAACACUCAAUUGU
Jatropha curcas is the source of this 1109-nucleotide messenger RNA. The record is from RefSeq and is a predicted model, not a curated record. NCBI's taxonomy places the organism in Eukaryota, Viridiplantae, Streptophyta, Magnoliopsida, Malpighiales, Euphorbiaceae.